AUGAACCCCGAAGCGGUCAUACGCCCCGAAGCAGCAACCUUGCCACUUAACCCCAGCAUGUCAGGUGAUGUUAGCAACGCGGCCGUCGCAGAAUCAACCGGAAUAAUCAACAACGAGUCUCAUUCGGGUAGGCGUCAACCGAGUACUGAUACCUCGGUUGUAGGGGUGGUUGGUGCGACUGGCGAGCCUGAGUUCAUCGAUAAGAGAUUUUACAUUCCUGAUUUGGACUCGAAGUCGGAUAGGUUUUUUCACGAUUUACAGAUACAACACCGCAACGAAACGUUGCAGAACGCAAAAGCUGGUGACCAAAUUGGUGAAAAUCACCAAGGCCAACUUGAUCCAAUGAACGCUGGUGAGAGACUCAACAGGCCUGGACCUACGCCAUUGUUCAACCAGUCGUAUAUGAAUGGACACCAACAGAAUCAGCAGGUUCAGCAGGCUCAACAGGCUCAACAGGCUCAGCAGGCUCAACAACAGGGUCAGAAUCAGCAGAACGCUCACUUGAGCAUGUUUGGGCCUCCAUCGCCCACCAACAGCCUGAACUCGUUCUUCAACUCGCACUCAUUCGUGGGAAACCCCAUUUUAUAUAAUGACUUUGGAUUUCCGGUGUGGGAGAAUUUCGACAUGCUGACACCUACUGCGACAGACUCUUCGCAUUCUCAGACUCCUGUCCAUGGAAGAAACAUGGCCCAGCCGGUGCCGAGAAGACGUGUCUCCAUUUCGAACGGUCACAUUGGCCAGAUCGUCCAAGCGAACAGCUUUAUAUACCACCACAAGCACCAAGGUGACAAGCAAAGUGACGGAUCGGAACGGGUUCUAGACUCCGAAACUGGUCGCGAUCAGGAUGAGACCGCAAAGGGCGCGGUCGGCGAAGAAAAACCGCUACUCAAGUCUGAAACGGAACUGGAUGAGCCGCUGAACCGAAGAGUCAAGCAGGAAACCGACUCCCAGCUGGAUAUGGACGUGAACGAGAACGGUGUUCCCAAAACACGUCUUCUGUACAAUAAUGAGGUGAUUUUCGACCCAGAUGCACCUAUCCCGGGGACUGCGGUGUGGAAGAAACAGAAGCUUUUAGAAAGGAACAAAUUGGCUGCAGCUAGGUGCAGGCAAAAAAAGAAGGUCAAUCAGCAGAAACUGCAGAAUGAUAUAGAUCACUACAAGGACGAGGCGGACUCGCUGCGGAUACGACUUCGCGCUGCUGAAGAGUUAAUUUUCAAGGUUCAGCAGGAGGUGAAGAGGCAGGGCAUCAACGAGGGGGUUUUUGGGGAAAUUCUAGCUUUUGAGAAAACAGGUUUGUAA
Molecule: messenger RNA, 1299 nt
Organism: Kuraishia capsulata CBS 1993
Lineage: Eukaryota; Fungi; Ascomycota; Pichiomycetes; Pichiales; Pichiaceae
Exons: 1
Coding region: 1-1299 (432 amino acids)
Biological process (GO): regulation of DNA-templated transcription
Molecular function (GO): DNA-binding transcription factor activity
Source: RefSeq, a predicted model, not a curated record